Messenger RNA from Cyclospora cayetanensis, 1710 nucleotides. RefSeq lists its product as uncharacterized. NCBI's taxonomy places the organism in Eukaryota, Apicomplexa, Conoidasida, Eucoccidiorida, Eimeriidae. The coding region runs from base 1 to 1710 and encodes 569 amino acids. The record is from RefSeq and is a predicted model, not a curated record. The transcript is spliced from 7 exons.
AUGGGUUGUUGCGAUCCAAGGGGCUUCGAGAAAGAUCCUGUGCCUUUCCACUACGGGGAGUUUACGAGAACGUCGCUCGUCUUCGUCAUCAGACUCCCGACUAACGCCCUUCCCCCGCAACUGCACCUGAACCACGAGGUCUUGCAGCAGUCCGACAUCGUGGAGAAUCAGCAAGCGCGGCAGCAAGCGCUGGAGGCGAGCGGUGCGUGGGAAGAGUCUUUGUCGUGGCUUUUUCCCGGAGGAAUUUCGGCAGGAGGGCUUUUAGCUGCAGGAGGAGCCGUCGAGAAGACGGCGUCACCAGAAGGAUUUCACAGAGGCCAUAGCAGCGGCAGCGGCGGCACGGCAGCGGCUGCUCCUCCCUCGGCAAUAGAGUGCUUCGACUCCCUGAGGGGCCUCUGGAAAGUCGCUAUUGACAAAGACUGCAGCUUGCAACUCUCCCUUUGGUAUGGCACUACAGCGGCCCUCCACCUGACUUACGACUCCAAUGCAUGCGGUAUCGCUGCGGAUGUCUGGCAGCUGAUGGUUGCUUGUACACCAGACACACACGCCUCCUCCCUUCCUCCUUCAAUUCUCCACAACGCGACAACAACAGCAGCUACAGCAGCAGCAGCAGAAGGCACCGUGCGGGGUGCAGUAUCGUGCAUGCCAUCGGCUUCGGUGUCUCUCGAGCCACCCUAUGAGCCUCGCUGGCCUGAGGGCCGGUCCGUGAGGCGCUGCCGCCUCAUCGGCGUUCUCAGCGCUCGACCUUGCGGCUGCCUCAGUGCAGAUGACGCUGCAGCAAACGGAGACGCAGACAGAGAGGCUCCGGAGGAGCCACACGCGUGUGAAACACGAGAAUUCCCUCUUCCUGACUCCCUUGUGUCGCUUUACCGACUCCACGCCGCUGCUGCGCUGCCCCCGAAGGAGAGCAGCAGCAGGAGUGCAUGGAGCAAAAGGUACAGCAGUUGCAGCAGCAGCAGGAGGAGUGCGUGGAGCAGCCCCUUACGGUCCGCCUCUGGAGGCUUUGAACUCGAAAACAUGAGCAGGAGCAGCAGUGUUGAGCGGCGUUAUCCCCUCCGUCGAUCUCGGCAGAUGGGUAGUGGAGCAGCCUCUCCGAGUGCGCUCAAGAGGAGACGGGGAAACGGUUCUGGGGGCCCCCAGCGGGGGGCCCCCCGGGGUCCUGGAGCAGCGGUGGCAUCCAGCGUUCCCACAGUCCGACUGCCCACGGAGCAGGAGGAAGCGGCACUGCCGUAUCUGCCGCUGCAGUUGACUCUUCGACCGCAGGAUCAAGAGCAGAGGCAGCAUGCAAGCACAGCCCUGCAACUUGACAACGCCGCUGCACCUCCUUGCCCCCGCUGCAGCAGCAGCUGCUGCGGGGCCCCCGUGCUGCUGCUUGCCGCUGACUGGGAGUUGGGGGCCCUCGUAUCCACGGUGCCCCCUGAGAUCAAACCAGCUCGGCGCUACGCCCGACUGCUGCAGAGGGCCUCCAAGCAGCACGUACAGCCGCAGCCAAAGCAGCACCAGCAGGAAACACUGUCCGACAGGCUUCUCCGGGUUACCACGCUGCUGCUGCAGCAGCUGAACAACACGCACGACAGCCACGUGUCGAAACGAGCCGCAGCCGAGGGCCUCCUCCCCACAGUUGCGGCAGGAGCCUUCACCUGGGCGGCCCUUAGAGGUCUGCCUCUGUGGUCUUUGUACUUCUUGCAAGACCUGUUCGAGUGUUUGUAA